This is a messenger RNA of Labrus bergylta (ballan wrasse), 853 nucleotides long. RefSeq names its product thiosulfate sulfurtransferase like domain containing 3 (gene tstd3). The record is from RefSeq and is a predicted model, not a curated record. Lineage: Eukaryota; Metazoa; Chordata; Actinopteri; Labriformes; Labridae.
GUACAUCUGCGCAUGCGCAGGUCGAAGUUGGCGCGGUGAGCGUGAGCCGUGUAAUAUUUAAUUGUAGGGUCACGCAGUAUCGGUUCAUAAUUACAGGUUUAUAUCGAAGAAGCGUUGACUGAAGGUGUAACAUAUCACAAAUGGCCAUGAGAAGGUGUUUGGGGUUAGCUGGGGUUGUGCCGCGGCUCUUAUUGAACAGUACAGUCCUGCCUGGAGGACGAAGCUUUCUGUCCUGUCCUGUCAACACUCACCUCGGUUGCAAAAAUACAGAGCUACUGGUUCACAGGUUCACCUCGGGGCCACCCAGCACGGAUGUGAGCUAUGAGGAACUGAAACAGCUUCUGGCUGGCCGGAAAUCUGUAGUUAUUGAUGUCAGAGAGCCCUGGGAGCUCAGGGAGUACGGCUUCAUUCCCGGCUCAAUUAACGUCCCCUUGGGACAGGUGAACUCCGCUCUCCAGCUGGCUGAAGAAGAGUUUAAAGAAAAGUAUGGCGGUGAAAUGCCCCAGCAGACAGAUAACAUUGUAUUCAGUUGUCUGGCAGGGGUCAGAAGCAAGAAAGCACUCAACACAGCCACUUCGCUGGGAUACAAUGAUGUUCAGCAUUACCCCGGUGGAUGGCAAGACUGGGUGAAAAAUGAACAGCACAACUGACACAGGGAUAAUGGAACAAAGAAGAAAGAUUAUUUUAAGCAUUGUAUCAAAAAAAUUAACCGAGAUCUGACUGCAAAGUGGAGGUGCAAAACAAGGAGUCUUGCAAAAGGGUAUUCAAAAAGUUCAUUAAGUUUUCUGUUGUUAGAAGCAGUGAUUAGAAGUUGUUUUUCUUAACUGUGAACCAUUAAAGACUGAAACAAGAG